Acinonyx jubatus (cheetah) is the source of this 5717-nucleotide messenger RNA. It is a transcript of the gene ZNF287, whose product is annotated as zinc finger protein 287. Lineage: Eukaryota; Metazoa; Chordata; Mammalia; Carnivora; Felidae. The record is from RefSeq and is a predicted model, not a curated record. The coding region runs from base 399 to 2684 and encodes 761 amino acids. Gene Ontology annotation, cellular component: nucleus. The transcript has 6 exons. Gene Ontology annotation, biological process: regulation of DNA-templated transcription.
UCAGGCCGGAGCCCCAGCCCGUCCACGCGCGGGAGCCCGUGCACGCGGCCUGCGGAGAAGACGAACGCGGGGUGGAGGUUCCUGUGGGGGGCCCGGUCCCAGCUCAGCGCGUCGUCGGAUCCCCACUUGCUCCCCCGCUGCCCGCGACCCCCCGUUCGAAGAGGUGUUAGGGAGACCCGACCGGGAAGGGCAGGCGACGGGGUCUCUUAACCAUCCCUGCAAGUUCUGGGCUCCAAAUUUGUAACUAAGGCUGCUGACUCUACCUUGACCUUGUUCUGCCCCUGGCUGCAGCAGCCUUUGAGAGAAUGUCUUUGUGGCUCUAGCAUGAGACUUCAAGCAGUUGGCUCACUACUGGAAAAAUAAAGGAUACUGCCAGACUGACCUUCCUGUCUGUAGCAAUGUUCUCCCCGUGCAAGAGGAUGACCAGUUCUUCACGCUCCCAAAUCCUUCUAAUGUGGAAGCCAGACAAGGUUCAGAGUGGACCCCACAAUGUGGAGAAGGAAACGCAUGCUUUGAGACUCUUGCGUGACACUGAGACCUGUCGACAGAAUUUUCGAAAUUUCCCAUAUCCAGACAUAGCUGGUCCUCGAAAGGCAUUGAAUCAACUCCGAGAGCUCUGCCUUAAAUGGUUAAGACCUGAGAUUCGCUCCAAGGAACAAAUCUUGGAGCUGCUGGUGCUAGAGCAGUUCCUGACCAUCCUGCCUGGGGAGGUUAGGACGUGGGUGAAGUCCCAGUACCCAGAGAGCAGUGAGGAAGUGGUGACUCUGGUGGAGGAUUUGACUCAGAUUCUAGAAGAGGAAGCUGCUCCUCAGCAUUCUGCCCUUCCCCAAGAGACCCCAGAGGAAGACCCCAAAGGAAGACCUGCUUUGCAGGCAGGAUGGUUAAAUGACUUGGUGACCAAAGAAUCAAUGACAUUCAAAGAUGUGGCUGUGGAUAUCACCCAGGAGGACUGGGAGAUCAUGCGUCCUGUACAGAAGGAAUUGUACAAGACUGUGACAUUACAGAACUACUGGAACAUGGUUUCUCUGGGACUGACCGUGUACCGACCAACUGUGAUUCCCAUGUUGGAAGAACCAUGGAUGGUGAUAAAAGAAAUCUUAGAAGGCCCUAGUCCAGAAUGGAAAACAGAAGCCCAAGAGUGUACUCCAGUUACAGAUACUUCUAAGUUCACAAAGACUGGUACUCAGACCAUCAAGUUGGAGGAACCAUAUGACUACGAUGACAGAUUAGAGAGGCAAGCAGCAGAUACCUUCAGGAAAAUUCCCACCAGCGGAAGAAACUCCCCUUUGAAGUCCGUCCUCUCACAAGAAGAUGACCCUAUGGAGGAGUGUCUUAGUAAAUAUGAUAUAUAUAGAAAUAGUUUUGAAAAGCAUUCAAACCUAAUUAUUCAGUUUGGUACCCAAUCAGAUAAUAAAACUAUGUAUGAUGAAGGCAGGGCAACCUUCAAUCAUGUCUCAUAUGGUAUUGUACAUAGAAAGAUAUACCCUGGAGAGAAGCCUUAUAAGUGUAACGUGUGUGGGAAAAAGUUUAGGAAGAACCCGUCCUUCGUGAAACACCAAAGUACCCAUGCCAAAGAAAAAUCUCAUGAAUGUGAAGAAUGUGGGAAAGAGUUUAGGCAUAUCUCAUCCCUUAUUGCACAUCAGAGAAUGCAUACUGGAGAAAAACCAUAUGAAUGCCACCAGUGUGGUAAAGCCUUCAGCCAGCGUGCACACCUUACCAUACAUCAGAGAAUUCAUACUGGAGAGAAACCCUAUAAGUGUGAUGACUGCGGAAAAGACUUCAGUCAGCGUGCACACCUGACUAUACAUCAAAGGACACAUACUGGAGAGAAACCAUAUAAAUGCUUGGAAUGUGGUAAAACCUUCAGCCACAGUUCAUCACUGAUUAAUCAUCAGCGAGUUCACACCGGUGAAAAACCUUAUAUAUGCAACGAGUGUGGGAAAACUUUCAGUCAGAGUACACACCUUCUUCAGCAUCAAAAAAUACAUACCGGAAAGAAACCGUAUAAAUGCAAUGAGUGUUGGAAAGUGUUUAGUCAGAGUACUUACCUUAUUCGACAUCAGAGAAUUCAUUCCGGGGAGAAGUGUUAUAAAUGUAAUGAAUGUGGAAAAGCCUUUGCUCAUUCCUCAACUCUCAUUCAACAUCAGACUACUCACACUGGAGAGAAAUCCUAUAUAUGUAAGAUAUGCGGAAAAGCCUUCAGCCAGAGUGCAAACCUCACUCAACACCAUAGAACACAUACUGGGGAGAAACCAUAUAAAUGCAGCGUGUGUGGAAAAGCAUUCAGCCAGAGCGUACAUCUUACUCAGCAUCAAAGAAUUCAUAAUGGAGAAAAACCCUUCAAAUGCAAUAUAUGUGGGAAAGCAUAUAGACAGGGUGCCAAUCUCACUCAACAUCAGAGGAUUCAUACUGGAGAGAAGCCGUAUAAAUGUAAUGAAUGUGGGAAAGCUUUUAUUUAUUCCUCGUCACUUAAUCAACAUCAGAGAACUCAUACUGGAGAACGGCCCUAUAAGUGUAAUGAAUGUGAUAAAGAUUUUAGCCAGCGAACAUGCCUUAUUCAACACCAGAGAAUUCACACAGGAGAGAAGCCCUAUGCAUGCCGUAUAUGUGGUAAAACCUUCACCCAGAGUACGAACCUCAUUCAGCAUCAGCGUGUUCAUACUGGUGCCAGACAUCAUAAUUAAUGGAUAUGGCAGAUGACUUGACUUAGGUUUUACAGUUCACCCGAAUUUUAUUUUGUGCUCCGUUAAAACAUUAUUCAAAAGAAGUGCAAUAUAUGUUAGAUAUCAGCAGAAGUAUCAAAAGAAGUAUCAGAAUUAGUAAUGUGGAUAUAAGCUAUUUAAAUUUAAUGUGAAAUUUAAAAAGAAAACUUUAUUCACUUCUUAACCUUUAUUUGAUACUAGUUCAAUUCAUUCCAGAGAGAAACCCAGUCUGUAACUCAUCAACUCUUAGUGUAUUUGAAGUACUUCUUAAUGAGACCUUAUGAAUGUAACUUGGGAGAGCUUCCAUCAAGUAGGGAUUUCACACUAGCAGGGAAUCUUGGGAUAAUUGAAAAAGCUGCUUUAAGGCCUUUAUUACUUCCCAGCUUUGAAGCCUUAAAUACAUAAGGGGUUCCCUUCCCUUUUCCUAUUAAUGCCAUAACUGCCAUGUGGAGCCAGUAGGUUUGCAAAAUAUAUACAGUGGAAGGUAUCUUAAUUUCUAUGUGACAACUGUGUAAUUACAUUUUCCUUUACUGAAAUAUUCAAGGAAGAGAAGCUUAAUGAAACAUGAUCUGUUAGGAUAACUAAUGUAUAUAUAACCUUUAGACGUGUACAAAUAAACAGGCAAAAAUUAAACACCCAUCCUUAAAUUCACCUUUAAAACAUAUUAGCCUUAGUUUCACUAGGUUUUGACAUCUGUCAUCCUAAAGGAAAAAAUAAGAAAGUUACCUUUUUUUUUUCACCUGACUCCUAAACUCAUAACUUGAGGUUCCCCUGUGGCUAUUUUGCCAUAGAAAGCCCAUUUCCAUUGAGACCCAUUUCUCGAGUGCCUACUGUGCUCAGGGCCCAGACUUCCCAACUGGAUCUUCACAGGGCUUGUGCUGAAAACCACAGCUGAUUUAACAACAGAAAGCUUACUAAAGUAGUGAAAUGUGACAAAGGACAUGGUCUUAACUAUUAAGUACUGUCACAGAAUGACAUAGGAAGCGUACUAAAAUGGGUCGCCAAAUGCAAUCCCAUAUCCCAAGACAAAGCAGUAGUGAAAGCAGCUAUUUACAUAGUGUGAGGGAAAAACAAGUCACGGAAAAUAGAUUUAAGUUCACUACAGAAAGUGGGUCAGGGAAAAAAUCAAGGGUGAAAACUUAGCAGUGAAGAAAGAAUACACAGGUAACUUACAAUAUGAACUAUUGUCGGACUUGGGUUACCUAAGAAAGUAAGAGUGGCUAAUUAAGACCAAAUUCAGCCUGUUUAGAAGAAAGAACUAAAAAUGAAGCAACUGAUUUUAAAAGAAUAAUUGGAAUUGGUUCUUUUUCAUACAUGUAAGGAAAAUAGGGAUUACUCUUAAAAUGUCAAAACAUUUACUGGAAAAAGCAUUGAUGCAGAAACUGUCAUUGAUGCAACAAUCACUAGACAAUAUUAACUAAGUUUGUGGGGUCCUGAACAUAAAAGGAAAACAGAAAUGCAAAUAGAAACAGGUAAAGAUACUAUUGUGCUUAAUAUCCACAGCAUUCCACGAUCAGAAUAGAAGACCAUAUUCUGAGAGCUGAGAUUUCAUCUUGCUCUUAAUUGUUUCUUCAGUGCCUUGCGUGUAGGUUGUGGUCGAUCUGUGUCGGUUGAAUUAAUAAGUAGGUAAGUUAGAAUUGAGUAAUAAGGUAUAAUUAACGGAUAUGGAGUGAAGGUGGUUGAAUUUAAAAUACUUUUGUGCACACAUGCAAAGAAAUACUUAAAUACUGGUCAUUCGCUGGGUAAGAGGAACUACUUAAAAUUGAAGAAUCAGAAUUCUUAACAGUGGGGAUAUUCCUAAAGAAAUCGUGGGACGUCAUUGCACAGGAAGUUUUCCUGAGCUAGAUGAAGAAAAACUGAUCUAAAUUCUGGUGCCAUAAAUACCAUUUUAAGCAUAUGAUUGACCAUUGCAGUCUCGUUUGGAUGUUACUGUUGAUAGCAAACGUCCUGCAGACAGGUGCCGAAGGAAAGACCUGGGGUGCUAGCAUCUUCGAGGCUUUCUUGUUGAGUGUUUUCUUCAAGAAGCUACCGCUUUCCCUUGUCUUCACCUCAGUUAACCCUGAUGUCAUGGACUCCUCCUUCACAAAGUGUAGAUUGUCUUCAGGUUGCAGAAUACUCGAGUUAGGCUUAUGCCAUAGUUACCAUGUUAGAAAUAACCGUUGUACUUAAGAUGCAAUUUUUAUUUAUAAUGCCACUUCAAAUCUUACACAACACUUUUUCCCCUCCUGGCAUGAAUGUGUGGAGUAUUGCAGUCCAUAGCGCCUUUUUUCGCUUUAAUUUGUAUUUCCUGCCUUUGUUUUAUGUAAAUAAUGCAUUUAUAAAGUCUUCCACUGAUACGCUGAGGCAAUGGAUGCCCUUAGACAGUAACAGAAUAGUGGAGAAUCACGGAUCUUUGUGUAUUUUUCCCACUUUUUACAGUUGUCUGAUCCACAUGUAAUUCAAGUUUUUUGGUUUUUUUUUUUUUUAGCAGAUAGUCUUAUUUUCCACAACUUUUUAUUACAAAGAUGUUGAAAUAUACAGAAAAGUUAAUAAAAUGAACGGUAUAUCUACCACCUAGCUUUAAAAUUUUAACAUUUUUUACUGAACGACUGGAAAGUUACUUAGACGUGACAUGUCACCCCUAAAUACUUCAGCAUGCAUCUCAUAAAAAUAAGGACUUUCACAUUACCACAUACAUUACAUACCUUGAAAAAUGAGUAAGAAUUCUCUAAUCUUUAAUGUUUCAUGUUUAAAUUUUCCCUGCUGAUCCCAACAAGUUUCACACAUUAUGUUCAAUUACUAUGUCUGUUUCAUCUGUCCAGGUGUCUCCACUUCUGAUUUUCUCUAGGACUUUUUUUUUUUUCUUUUUUAAUAGAGCAGGUCAGUUGUAGAAUGUCUCACAUUCAGGAUUUAACGGAUUGUUUACAUGUGGUUUAUCUUGUUCCUGUCCCCCCUGUGGCUUCUGUAAAUUAGUAUUUAUGGCCAAAGCCUUGAUUGGAUUCAGGUUAAAUAUACAUGUUUAAUAUUAACACUUCA